Molecule: messenger RNA, 711 nt
Organism: Branchiostoma floridae (Florida lancelet)
Lineage: Eukaryota; Metazoa; Chordata; Leptocardii; Amphioxiformes; Branchiostomatidae
Product: male-enhanced antigen 1-like
Biological process (GO): spermatogenesis
Source: RefSeq, a predicted model, not a curated record
ACGCAAAAUUACCAUAACCUUGGUGUGAUACCUUUCCGCCAGCGAAGGGAAGUUUGUUGACCUCUGAACUCAGGUUUGUCAUUCGAGCUGGAAAAAACAACAGUCUGACUGUCUGAGCCAAACGAUCCUGGGUGGAAGGCGUUUCUGAUGAUUGGUUGAUAUAUAGAGGACAUGCCUCUGAAUGAUGGGAAGAUGAACUGGCCCCAGAAUGGCCCCGAUGACCAGGUCAGGAGCAUGGUUACUGACAUCCCACAGAUAGCCAGCAGUGAAGAUGAGUCUAGUGAUGGAGGUUCUGAGGAUGAAUCCAUGGACCCAGCAGCAGCAGCUGGGUAUCAGUUGUUACCUCAAGAUCCUGACACUGUCCCGAGUUCUCAUCCUGAGCCAACACAGCCUAACCAAAGUACGUCAGCAGGCAUCUUACUGGGAGGUCACACCAGUCAGGGCUUUCCCAUACCUGCUGCUCCACAUGUGGAGCAUGAUGAUUUCAUCAUUGCCACAGAUGAGGAGGAGACCACCUGUCAGCAGCCUAUGCAACCAGAGCAUGCAGAAUUGGUGAAGUCAGUGAUGGCUGGUUUUCAGCUACCAUCUUCAGCCAUCCCCAGAUGGGCAGAAGAGGUGCCAGAGGACCAGUGGAAGGCUGCUGUCAUGUCACACAUUGGAAAAUCCAACGACAGUCUUGCUGCACAGGCUGAGGGCACUGGAUCCAGUCAA